UGGCCAAGUGUCGCCAAGAUGCGUGCCUACUACACUACGAAGGAUAUGCGAAAAUACGGCGACUUGAGCUAUGAAAGCAAAUACCUACUGGAUCCAAAGUUCAUGACCAAGCGGGAUCUGCAGCAAUACUAUCGCUACUACAACAUGAAGAAGGGUCGUGGCCACUUCAAGAAAGUGGUUAUUGUCAUCUUUUGCCUCUGCGUGUUCUCCUACCUCUGCGUGGACUAUAAUCUCAGGACAAAGUUGUUACGCUUCCGCGAUGGCUUCGAUUUUAUGGCCCGCAUCGAAGACCGGCGUGCAAAUAUGACCACCGCCUACUUUGUGGACACUCCAGGCUGCCGGAUGCCCCACUUCGAGGUCAUCGACGACACCAUCGCUCAGUUUGUGUUCAAGCCACGCCAGUUUAGCUGUGGCAAGGCCCUGCUCCGAAGUAGCGACACAGUGCCUGGGAGAUUGCACCUUGAUUUGGAUGCCAAGGAGCUGAUGCUCCACUACAAUAUUACCGACCUGUCGGCCGUAAAGUGCAACUACACGGAAGUGAUCCGGAAGACGGAUGAUAAGAAUAGCUACGGUCCGGGAGGGAAUUUCUCGCUGGAUAAGGUGAUACAGCUGUCGCCGAAAGCGGAGUUCCUAUGCCUGUGGUGUUAUGACGCCAAUGGCAGGGGCAUCUUCAAGGACUGCCACUUCUUUGCGGUGGAAAAGCCUCGGAUAAAACCAGUGUCCAAGAAAAGCGCCAACCAAGCGAGCUUUAAUCACACCAAAGAGAUGGGCCAGGAGCGCGUUUCCGUGAUGAUCCUGGGCAUAGAUAGCAUAUCCCACCUCAACUUCCUGCGCCAGAUGACCCGUUCGGCCAAUUUCAUACGAAAGAAUCUCUCCCACGUUGAAAUGUGGGGCUACAACAAGGUGGGCGAUAACACCUAUCCGAACAUAGUGCCUCUGCUGACCGGGUUGGACGACCAGGAGCUGGGUCUCGCCUGCUCGCCGACCACAAUGGCCUUUGACAACUGCGCCUUCAUAUGGAAGCGUUUUCAGCAGCUGGGCUACCGCACCGCCUUCGCCGAGGAUGUGGCAUCUCUUCCGACGUUAAAUUUAAAUGCCUUCAUAAAACAACCCACGGAGUACUAUAUGCGACCCCUUAUGCUGGAGAUGGAGCGUGAUCUGGCUUCCCAAGAGAAGCUCAACAUGUUCCUGUGCAUGGGUUGUCGUCGAACGGCGGAUGUAUUGCUCGACUACAUACGGAAGCUGGUGCCGAAACUCAGCCAGGAUCUCUCCUUCUCGUUCUUCUGGACGGUAGCCCUCACCCAUGACUACUUUAAUUACCCGGCUCUGCUGGACCAGGCCCUGCUGGAUCAGUUGAAGCAGAUGCAGGACUCCGGGCUGCUCAAUCGGACGGUGGUGAUGCUGAUGUCCGAUCACGGUUUGAGAUGGGGCUCUUUUCGGCGGACAUACCAGGGUAUGAUGGAGGAACGCCAGCCCCUGAUGAUGAUCCUGUAUCCGCCGUGGAUGAAAGAUCGCUAUCCAAAGGCGAUAGCUAAUCUAAAGCUAAACGCCCGCCGGCUGACCACUCCCUUCGAUGUCCACUCGACCAUGUUGGACUUGAUGAAUCUGCGGAAUUUGGAAGCAGAUCAGGUGCAACGUCGAGCGGCAGAGCUGGAUGAUCCGGACAGCACCAUGCCCAGGGGCAUUAGUUUGUUCCUGCCAGUGCCGGCGGCGAGGACGUGCGAGCUGGCGGGGAUUGCCUCCCACUGGUGCACCUGCCAUCAGCGUCAGGAGCUGCCGACAAACGAUGCUAGGGUACAGAGGGCGGCACGUUACCUUGUGCGCCUGAUUAACCACCGACUGAAGGGUAACCCGCAGUGCCGUACCCUCUUCCUGAACUCUAUCCUGCAGGCCUUCAUCGCAGCGCCGCACUCGAAGAUCGUAAAGAAUAUCUCCACCGACUAUGCCGUGGAUAUCACCUUGCGCCUGCAGACGAAGCCUGGCCUGGGCGUCUUCGAGUCCACGAUACGGAUGUCGGGCUAUAAGAGUGUCCUGACGGGAACCAUCAGUCGACUGAACCUGUACGGAAGCCAAAGCUAUUGUCUCAACGAUAAUACCCUGAAGAUGUUCUGCUAUUGUCACAGAUAAAUAGGGGGAGCACGGGGGGGACUUGGACUCUUUACAAAAGACUUUAUACUUGAUACCCAUGAACGUAGCCUUAGCCACCAAAAUGAAAUUUAUUUCUAUGAAAUAGUCACAGUUUGUAAAAAUGUUAAUCCAAUCUUAGCCUUUGUCGUAAGGACUUACCAAUCCUUGGGUACACCUAUGUAGUCACGAUUUUAGCGUAGCCGAAUUUAUUCAUUUCCCAUUAAAUUAGAGGACAAUAAGCCGACUUAAACUAAUAAAUUUAAUACAGAUACCCUUGGAGUUAUUGUA
Messenger RNA from Drosophila serrata, 2415 nucleotides. RefSeq lists its product as uncharacterized. Lineage: Eukaryota; Metazoa; Arthropoda; Insecta; Diptera; Drosophilidae. The record is from RefSeq and is a predicted model, not a curated record.